This is a messenger RNA of Peromyscus eremicus (cactus mouse), 3099 nucleotides long. It is a transcript of the gene Klhdc7a, whose product is annotated as kelch domain containing 7A. Gene Ontology annotation, molecular function: protein binding. The record is from RefSeq and is a predicted model, not a curated record. The transcript has a single exon. Lineage: Eukaryota; Metazoa; Chordata; Mammalia; Rodentia; Cricetidae. Bases 194 to 2503 code for a protein of 769 amino acids.
AGAGGCCAGCAGGGACCUCAGCCAUCCCUUACCCCAGUGCCACCUCAGCCAACUCAAAGUCACCUCUGCCCCAGCAACUCAGCUGGCCAGAACCGGCUAGGGCCUCCCUCCCACUCCGCAGCAGGAUCCAGGAACUUGCCCCUAUUGGGCAAUCAUUAAUCGGAUUCUUGGCAUUCCUCUGCCCCUGGCCAGCAUGCUUCCCACCAGAGCCGGAGCAGACACUCAGGACUGGCAUUUGGACAUGCAGCUGACCAGCAGGCUGGUGCUGUCCGCGGCUGCGCUGCUCCUGGUAACGGCGGCUUACAAACUCUACAAGUCCAGGCCUGCCCCUGCCGGGCAAGCGGGGAGAAAUAACAAGAGCCACAAAGCGGAAGAUGAAGCGGAGGGCUUGGGGCGAGCUGCCUUCCAGGGGGCUCCUCCAGGGACCCCGCCAAGGGGGCCAAGACGCAGGAAGGCCAGCAAGGGGCCUGGGACCCCACUGGACCGCAGCUUGGAGGACCCAGGAGACUCCUGCCAACUGGUCGCCUCCAGAUCUGGGGAGUCCACAAGAAAAGGCUCUGAAGAGAAUCAGAGAGGGCAGCGCCCAGAUUCUCAGCAGGUGCCUCCACCCUGCAGUGGUCAGGAAGCCGGAACAGCUGUUAGAGGUAAGCCCAACCCUCCCCACCUCCCUCAUCUGGGCUGUGAACCUACAAGCUCCCCAGCCAGACUUUCUCCAGAAGUGGGCAGCAGCUGUGUGGGUGACAAGCUCUCUCCAUGGCCAGACGGCAGACCCCCAGAGCAAACAGGGUCUAGAGACCCAGGGGCCCCCAACUGUUGCACUGAUCCCACAGUGGUCAGCCGUGACAUGAACCAGAGAUGGGUCUUCACCCAUGUGACAGGGGUCAGCAGGGGAGAGGCUGGGACCAUCCAGGCUGCUGCAGACAUGGGCCUGGCCACACAGCAGCAGGAAGGAGCCACCAAUGCCUCCUACACCUUCUCAUCUGUGGCCCGGAUCCGGAUGGAGGAGAAUAUUAUACAGAAGGCCAAGGGACCAGGGCCUGAGCUGAAGGGCAGAGUAUAUGACUACUUUGUGGAGUCCACAUCGAAGGCUGUCUCCAGGCCGCUGGUCCCCUGCACAGCAGCUCUGGCUGAUGCUCCAUCCCCUGGGUCUGGGCCAGAGCCCCUGGUCACAGGAGCAGACUCCAGAGGCCAAGCUGAUAAUACAGAGGAUGCAGCUGAGGUAGUGCCAACUCCCUCUGCACCAGGCUUCAGCAGAAAGGUGAGUCUCUUGCAGAUCGCUGAGAAUCCAGAGCUCCAACUGCAGCCUGAAGGCUUCAGGACGCUCCCUCCUGCCCACCUGGAUCAGAAAGCCCAGAUCAAUUCAGCCUGCAGCCACGGGGAGCCCCAUGUGCAGCUUGUAGCUGGGACCAAUUUCUUCCACAUCCAGCUCACCCCUGCUUCAGCUCAGGAUGUCCGCCUGGACCUGGGCAAUUGCUAUGAGUUGCUGACCUUGGCCAAGAGGCAGGGCCUUGAGGCCCUGAAGGAAGCAGCCUACAAGGUGAUGAGUGAUAACUACCUCCAGGUCCUCCGCAGCACAGACAUCUAUGGGGGCCUGAGUGGGGCAGAACGGGAGCUGAUCCUCCAGCGACGGUUCCGUGGCCACAAGUGCCUGGUGGUGGCCGAUGUGUGUCCCCAGGAAGACAGUGGCCGCCUCUGUUGCUAUGACAAUGUGCAGGAUGCCUGGCACCCGCUGGCUCAGCUGCCCAUGGAGGCCAUGUCCCGGGGCUGUUCUAUCUGUACUCUCUUCAAUUAUCUGUUUGUGGUGUCUGGCUGCCAAGGACCUGGGGGCCAACCCUCCAACCGGGUCUUCUGCUACAACCCCCUGACUGAAAUCUGGAGUGAGGUAUGCCCAUUGAAUCAGGCCCGGCCGCACUGCCGGCUGGUGGCCCUGGAGGGGCACCUCUAUGCCAUUGGAGGUGAGUGUCUGAACACAGUGGAGCGUUAUGACCCUCGAGUGGACCGCUGGACCUUUGCUCCACCACUCCCCAAUGACACAUUUGCCCUGGCACACACAGCCACGGUGUGCGCCAAUGAGAUCUUUGUCACUGGGGGCAGCCUGCGCUACUUGUUGCUCCGAUUCUCAACCCAGGAGCAGCGUUGGUGGGCCGGCCCCACGGGGGGCAGCAAGGACCGCACAGCUGAGAUGGUGGCUGUCAAUGGCUUUCUCUACCGUUUUGACCUCAACCGCAGCCUGGGCAUCAGCGUGUACCGCUGCAGCGCCAGCACCCGCCUCUGGUAUGAGUGCGCCACGUACCGCUUGCCUUACCCCGAUGCCUUCCAGUGCGCCGUGGUAGAUGAUCAUAUCUACUGUGUGGGACGCAGGCACAUGCUCUGCUUCCUGGCCGACCACAUCUCGCCCAGGUUUGUGCCUAAGGAGCUACAGGGUUUCCCUGCUGCGCGGGGCACCCUUCUGCCUGCCGUCCUGACCCUGCCUGUCCUUGAUGUGCCCCAGACCCCUGUCUAGCAGCCCCUCUGCUGGGCUCCAUCGGGAUGCAGCAAAAUUCUCUGCCAAUCACUCUGGGUAAGAGGUGGGCAGGAACACGGCCGUGGGGUGGAAAGUUAUCUCUCCUCCACCACAGGCUACAGGGAGGAUUCUUUAACCCCCACAGUCCGCAGACCAGCACUCCAGGACAGCGGGUGUGACAACAGCAUGACUGACCAGCACUGUCCUGCAAAUCAGAACUCCUGGCGGGGGCUAUUUCAGGACCCCACUGAAACUCAGGGCCAUAGUCUUAUCCCAAUCACAGUUCCAGGUGCCAGGGGACCCCCCAGGGGGCCCCUCAAGUGCUUAGCUUUCUGUGACCACCUUCCUAAGCAUUGGGGCCCACCUUUGAAGCAUCUAGAACAACUGAAGGAGGAGGUUUGGGCAGGAGCAGGAAGGCGCUCAGGAUACCCCCGAGAUUCAGCCAGAAGGACCGGCUAAAGCAGAAGGCACCCACAGGGACGCCUGUGUGCAGAAUAUAUUGACCAAGGACUACUUUUCUUUUUUGGUUACCUCAAGUUCCGUGUGCCGGGUGGAAGAGAAGCAUUCGUCUCAGCAGGAACUCUGUUUGAUUAUUA